AUGCAAAAUAUAUUGAAUGACAUCAUGUAUUUGUGUUCCUCAUCACUCCCAAUUGUUUCUAAUUUUGAAAAGUCACUUAUUAUCACUCCAUUUGCAAGCUACUCAACACACCUUCCACACUCUCAAAUUGCCACUGCCGAAAAACACUAUUCUGACAUUAUUAAAUCGCAACAAGCAUUUGAUGCGGGUGUGUUGCAAUUGGAAUCAAUGCACGAGAACUUAAUGAACCUCCUCUCAUCAUUUAAAUCAACUUUGACUCGCAUCUCAAACGACCGCGUAACUGACAAAACCACAGUUUCUAAUUUUAUAAUUUCAAUCCACAAUAAUACCAUCGACACUAAACGAACUCCACUCGACGAACAAAUUAAAAGUCUCGAGACGGAAAAAGAAGAGAAAAUUGCAAAGUAUUCUCUUGAUAAAGAUGAGAAAGAGGAAUUCUCGUCAUCUCAAGACGAAGAUGACAAUUUUCCUUUGAUGGAAAAAACGUCCGUUGUGAACACGACUAUGCAAUGUUCCCAAACUUUGUGGGGUGCUGAUAUAAAACAUCCAAACACAAAAAAUGACGUUGCAGACAGAAUUAACCAAUCUAUUUAUGUACCAAACGCGUAUUUACCCAAAUCUUUAGAUUCAAAAGUAAAGGCAGUUAAUGAAUUGUUGUAUGGUAAUUCAUUUGAAAUGAGUCAGUCUUUAUCUUUAAAAAUGGAUAAUGAAGAAGAUGAAAACGAAGAAGAUGAAGAUGAGGAGGAAGGAAAUGAAUAUGAUGACGAAGAAGAAAACCAACAUAACUUGAUUGAGUAUGUUGGAUAA
Molecule: messenger RNA, 807 nt
Organism: Entamoeba invadens IP1
Lineage: Eukaryota; Evosea; Mastigamoebida; Endamoebidae
Exons: 1
Coding region: 1-807 (268 amino acids)
Source: RefSeq, a predicted model, not a curated record